Oncorhynchus kisutch (coho salmon) is the source of this 2920-nucleotide messenger RNA. It is a transcript of the gene il4i1, whose product is annotated as interleukin 4 induced 1. Bases 860 to 2389 code for a protein of 509 amino acids. Lineage: Eukaryota; Metazoa; Chordata; Actinopteri; Salmoniformes; Salmonidae. The transcript is spliced from 7 exons. Gene Ontology annotation, molecular function: L-amino-acid oxidase activity. The record is from RefSeq and is a predicted model, not a curated record. Gene Ontology annotation, biological process: amino acid catabolic process.
AAGGUGAGUAGACGUUCCGAUUUAUUUAACCUAACCUUCAAUGUAUGUAUCCAAUUAAAUAACUCACUAUAGAAUCUUAUCUUCGAAUCUUAAAAUAUAAUUUCUCUAUCUCAGGUUAGGUAAGGCAAGGUGGACUUCAGGAGACACUAAAAUGCACUAUAAAACAUAUAUUAUGUUGGUGGGAAGGGGGAAAUGAGGUAUGCUGGUGAAUAGUAAACCUCGCUAAUCUAAUUUGUUCAGUGUGGUUGAAUCUCGAGCCGGUGUGGGAAAAUAUUCCUUUCCGACCUCAGAUGCCCAAAUAGGUCCCUCAUUAAAAUACGUUGGGUGCAAUUUCACACAUACCAUGUGUGAUUUCCAGUCUAGUCAUUCAUGGUAAGACGCCAACUUGUAAGAAUCCUAGAAAAGAUUUAGGCGAAGGAAAAUAGCUAAGCUACAUAGCUCAGAGAUAUUUGUUUCAUUCAUGCAUAUUGCUUUUGAGAAGUUACCAUUGAUGAAGGUGAGUAGUUUCCCAUCAAGGUAGCCUACCUGUAUCUCAGUUUAAGGGUGUAGGUCUAAUGAGUUAUACAUACAUGAAUAGGUGUUUAAAUGUAAGUUGUUAUGCAUGAUUCGCAAAUUAAUGUUCUUAAUUUAAUUCGCAACGAAAACAAAUGUGUAACUAGAUUUUGCUGGGUUUUGGGGAGGGGGGACUUUCAAUGUUAUAUAACAUUCAUAAUAUUAAUUUAAUUUAGUAAAACAAAGUCAAUCACAUUAUCUAGGCUACAGUACUCGCCUCCACGUUUCGCUUUAGGUUUCUAUUUCUCCGGUGGGCGUCAGCAUCACUAGAAAAGGGAAGGCAAGGACUCUGGGCUUAGGAGUCAAGAUGAUACCCUAUGUGGCGUUGUGCAAAUAUUUUCCUGUCGCUAUAGUUGUGGUCAUAGUUUUCAGUGUCAAUGGAUACAUUGAAGAUCCUCUUUUUGACUGCCUGCAAGAUUCAGACUAUGCCGAACUCCAUGAAAUUGUGAACAGAGGUCUUCCCUUCACAAAGACACCUCAUCGUAUUGCCAUCGUCGGUGGUGGUAUUGCUGGACUGACUGCAGCAAAGUUUCUGGAGGACGCAGGGCACAAGGUGACUUUAAUAGAGGCAAGUGGUCGAAUUGGAGGACGGGUGGAGACCUACAGAAAUAGAAGAGAGGGAUGGUAUGCAGAACUGGGUGCUAUGAGGAUCCCUAGCUUUCACAAAAUUCUUUUAUCAUUUGCAUUAAAAAUGGGCCUUGGACUGAAUCCAUUUAUCCAGGAUGACAUCAACACAUAUUACUAUGUGAACGGGUUGCUACAGAAAACAUAUACGGUUAAAGAGAACCCAGACGUGCUGAACUAUCCCUUGACUGACAAGGAAAGGGGAAAAUCGGCUGGUCAGCUCUUCGACUUGGCCCUGUGGAAGAUAAGGGAUGAUAUCAAGACAGCUGGCUGCGAGGCCAUGUUGAGAAAAUAUGACUCGUACUCAGUCAAGGAGUAUCUAGUGAAGGAGGGGAACCUGAGUCGUGGUGCCAUGCGCAUGAUUGGAGAUAUCCUGAAUGAGAACAGCCUCUUCUAUGCAUCACUUACUGAGAUGCUGUAUAUUCAGUCAGAUAUUAACGACAACACUGUCUAUUACGAGAUCACUGAUGGGUUUGACCAUUUACCAAGGGCAUUUUACCAGGCCCUCAACAGUACCAUUCUUCUCAACUCCAAGGUCCGACUCAUCAGUCAAACCAGCAGCAACGUAACCGUAUCCUACCAAGACUGGCGCAAUCCAUCCUCCCUGACCAACCUUACAGUAGACUAUGCCCUGGUGACAGCUACAGCGAAGGCUACCCUCUUCAUGGAUUUCCAACCCCCGCUGUCACCCCAGAAGAUGGAGGCCCUGCGGUCCGUGCACUACGCCAGCUCCACCAAGGUGGUCCUCAGCUUCAGUGAGAGAUUCUGGGAAAAGGAGGGCAUCAAAGGGGGGAAGAGCAUCACAGAUCUCCCCUCUCGUUUCAUCUACUACCCUAGCCACAGCUUCCCAGGCACGGCUGGGGGGGCUCUCCUGGCAUCCUACACCUGCUCUGAUGACUCCACUCUGUUCCAGGGGGUCAGCGAGGAUGAACUGAAGGCCUUGGUGCUGGAUGACCUGGUAAAGAUCCAUGGGGAGGCUAUACGACCUCUCUGCACUGGAGGGUUGGUGAAGAAGUGGGGGCUGGAUCCCUUCAGCCUGGGGGCUUUUGCCAUUUACACACCUUACCAGCAGACGGACUACGCCACGGACCUGUUCAGGAAUGAGAGCAGGGUCCACUUUGCUGGGGAGCAUACGGCCCUACCUCACGCUUGGAUCGAGACUGCCAUGAAAUCUGCACUAAGGGCAGCCAGGAACAUAAGUAACCUGGCAUGAUAGACAUCUGGGGCCUGGGGUCAUCGAUUGUAUUUUGAAUAGCUUGAGAAGCCAUGAUUAAAGGUUGAAUGUUGACAAACGAAAUGACGAAAUUCAAUGGCCAAACCAAAAACAAUACAAUUUUGUAACGUUUUUUAGUACUGUCUGAUGAUGCAUUCGCUAGUAUACAUGUGUUCUGCUUUACUCAAUAUGAAUGGCACAACAUGAUGAGAUGAGUGUGGAUGAAAUGAAACAGAACUGAACAUGUUUACUGGCCUAUUUACAAGUACUCUUCAGGGCACAUUGUUCAUACCUUUUCCCCUUUCUAAACUUUAUUAUUUUUGUGUGUACUGUUUUAAAAUGGCAAUUUUGUUACACAUACUAAAGUAUUGUAGGAAAGAAAACUAUGUCAAAUGAUGAUGUCACACAUACGUUACAUAGAUGUAAUGAGCAGCAUGGUGUAGGUGUAGUUCUUGGGCCUACUUUUUAAAAAUGUUAUUUUAAUAAAGCCGUAUUGCAACCAAAAACUUUCUGAUUCUAUAAUUGUACUGU